Messenger RNA from Stegodyphus dumicola, 4382 nucleotides. RefSeq names its product BBSome complex member BBS4-like. NCBI's taxonomy places the organism in Eukaryota, Metazoa, Arthropoda, Arachnida, Araneae, Eresidae. Gene Ontology annotation, molecular function: protein binding. The record is from RefSeq and is a predicted model, not a curated record. Gene Ontology annotation, cellular component: ciliary basal body. Gene Ontology annotation, biological process: protein localization to cilium; cilium assembly.
UUAUCUUCCAGAAAGUAACAUGGCUGAAUCACGUUGACAUUUGUAUCUUAAAUUUGAUAGAUGCUAUGAGAAUAUUUCGUAUGAAAACCAAUACGGAACUGAUUUCAUUCAAUAUAUAAAAUGACUGAUACAGAGUCUAGCAUUAGAAUUAAACGAGAUGUUGAAAAUUCCAGCAUCAGUGCCAAAACCGAAGCUGAUAAUCCCUCAAAAUCAGUAAUGGUUGAAACUGUUAAACCUGUUAAUACUAGCAAAAAAGGCCAAGUUCGAAAGCCGCCGGAUCUUCCUACUUUAGAGCGGCGUAAUUGGCUGAUACACUUGCACUUCACGCGUAAAGAAUAUGAGACAUGUAAAGCAAUAAUUAAAGAACAACUGGAUGAAACUCAAGGUAUGUGUGAAUAUGCAUUGUAUGUCCAAGCACUUAUUUUUCGUCAUGAAGGCCGAAUUCAGGAAUCUUUAGAGUUGUUUCAAACUUGUUCAAUUUUGAACACAUCAGCAGAAAAUCUGAAACAAGUUGCUAGAUCUCUUUUUCUGUUAGGACGGCAUAAAAAUGCAAUUGAUGUAUAUGAAGAAGCUGCUAGAAUGAAUUGCAAAGAUUGGGAACUAUGUCACAAUUUGGGUGUAUGUUAUAUGCAAGUGCAAAAUUAUAAACAAGCAUCUGAUUAUUUCCGUCAAGCUCUUCAAAUUAGGCCUCAUGAUGAAACAUUUACCGCUUUAGGAGAACUCCAUAUUCUAGAAGGUGAUAUUAAGGCAGCUAUUUCAACAUUUCGUAAAGCAGUAGAAUAUUCACCUGAAAAUCCAGAUUUAGCAGCAAAGUUAGGUAUUCUUUAUCUACAACAUGGAAUGUAUCAAAAAGCAUUUGAGAAAUUAGGUACAGCAAUGACAUUUGAUUCAUCUUGUGUUCCUGCUAUAUUAGCAGCAGGAAGUAUCAUACAAAAUCACAGUGAUUUUGAUGUUGCUCUUACUAAAUACCGUAUUGCAGUUGCUAAAAUUCCUGAAAGUCCUGCUCUAUGGAAUAAUAUCGGCAUGUGUUUUUUUGGUAAAAAGAAAUAUGUUGCAGCCAUUAGUUGUCUAAAGCGUGCUACUUACCUUGCUCCUUUUAGCUGGCAAAUACUUCAGAAUCUAGGAUUAGUACAUUUGACAAUGCAACAGUAUGCAUCUGCUUUCCACUUUCUAAGUGCUGCUAUGAACCUGAAUUCUCAUAGCGGUCAAUUAUUUAUGCUAUUAGCUGUUGCUUUAAAAUAUCUGCAUGAUGUUAAAAACUCAUGUCAGGCUUAUGAACAAGCUCUAAAGCUUGAUCACGUUGAUCCUUUUAUUCCUUUAAAUUAUUCUCUUCUUAUGUAUGAAAUGGAAGAAAAAGAUAAAGCAAUUAAAUUAUUGAUGGACUUCAAGAAACGUUGUGUUGAAAUUUCGAAUGGAAAUGAGAAAGUGAAAUUACAAAGUGCACUUUUUAUUGCUGAACAUUUAGCUGAUCUCCUUCAUAUCAAACCAUUUCAGUUGCUAAAUAUGAAACGCAAUGAUUCUGAUUCUCUUGAUAUCACAAAUACUGUUUCAUGUAAAGAUUCUAUUCCUCAGACUGAAAACAGUGAAGAGAAUUUUGAAGACAAAGAAGUUCUUGUGUAAUUUUUCUAGUAAAUUCAGUUAUAUGUUUUAAGCACUCAAAUUUCAUAUCAUUGACCUUUUAGUUUAAAAUUGGAUUUUGUAUACUUAGUAGCUGAGGAAAUGAAUCAAUAUAUCAAAUUUUAUUGUAGCUUUUAGCUGAGAACAUGUGCUGAUAUUUGCUUUUGCUCUAGGAAUUAAGAACAUUUCUGUAUGGUAGUAAUAUGAGUAGGUUUUUAAUCAUAGUCACAUUAUUACUACAAAGAAAUCUUUUGGAAAACUACUUCCUUUUCACAUAUGGCAAUAUGUAGCUUUAAUUUCAUGUAUAUGAUUUUAUUUAAAAUUCAAUAAGCUUCUAAUAAAUUUGCAUUUAGACUUAUGUUUUAAGUAUUAGCUACUGACUUUUUGAGUAUCAUGAUUUCUUUGCUAAAUUCUUUAUGGAACAGCAGCUAAUAGUUUGAUUUAUUUAAUUAUGGCAAAGCACUCAAGGGCAGUCUGCCUAAAGGAAGGGACACCUUUGUGGAGGACUUUCUAAGAUUUCAGGUAUCCAUGUUACACAUGAGGGAAACCAUAAAAAUGUCCAUGCAGCCAGCACAUUUGUGUGAAAUUGAACCCAGGUCAAACUAGCAGCGCUUAGCAACUUUACUGCUCGGCAGCUGGUGGGCAGGAGUUAAUGUAUUCAAUUUAUGUACGCAGUGAGUAGCAAUAGAUUAUUUAUGGGAAAACCUCAGUUUAUUGGAAUUUCAAUGUUUAUUCCCUCCUCUCUAUCUAUGUUAUAUGAAGGAAUGCACUAAUUAUUAAUAAUUUUAAGAGCGGGUGGUUCAGUGAGGUUUUAUCACUUCAGACUUCGUGCCACCUAGGGGUGAUCUGUUUACUGAUUCUCUCAGCAAACACCAGAAAGUCUAUAAAAUGUCAAAGUGACAUAGAAAAAUAAAUAAAAGCUAUGUGUUUACUUGUUAAAUAAACUUUAACAUUCUAAAGUGCUAUUUUUAUGUUUUUCUGAUAGCAAAAUCAUUGAUGAUAUAGAAGUUUGUUUCAUUACUCUAAUUGUUGCUCUAUAAACAGUAUAGUAAGAUUUCUGAAACACAAAAUGCUCGUUGUUAGACAUCAGAUGCUUCUUAAUUGAUCUGUAUAUUGAAAAAUUUCCUCCCAUAGUAAAUAACACUUACAGCUAUUGUGAGAAAAUUUGCAGUAGUAUUACAAUAUUUAGAACUGUGUUUAAAAUAACCUGCAGAAGAUUGAAACAAUUGUCAGUCCACCUCUUUGCAAUAACAGAAAUAAAACUUAGUACUUUAUGAUUGUCCCCCUUCCCAAUUAAAAAGUUGUGAACUCUAUGGUGACCAAUUUUUUUUUCCUCAAGUUAAUGCACAAAAGGCAGUGGCUAGUUUCAAAAUGGCAGUACACUAAGAAUUUCAUACAAGAGCAAUCAAUCAAUAAAACUGAAAAAGGAAAAAUCAUCAAUAAUAGAACAUUUGGUUUAUCUAUUUUUAAGUAUCCUUUCUUUUGUUUUUGUUCCCCAUGCACUAAAGGAUGUGUUUUCACUUUUAUAAAAAGUCAGAAAAUUGCAUACACUCACCACUGUGCAUUGGCCAAAACAGACCAUUUCUAUGUGCAUACUUGGAUUGCCAUAUAAAUACUUUUCACCAACAUUAUGGGUUGCCUCAUAACUAUUUUGCCGACUUACCUAAAUCUGAAAUAUUUCUCUCUUAGGAAAGAAUUCUUCCUUAUUUAUAUUACUGUGGUCAUAAUUUAAUUAAUAUUUGUAUGUUUUAUUCAAAUGUUGCAAUGGAGUAUUAAAAACAUAAUAAGAAUGUGAAGUUAUUGAAACCUCAUUGUGACUCCUUUGAAUAUUCUGACCAGUAUGGAAACAGCUCUUCUUCAAUUAAAUUUCAUAUGAUAAAUCAGCAUCUUGUGAAAUGUGUCAUUAUCCGUAACUGCACGCAUCUGCUGAGAAAUUUGGAUGGAGGCUUUCAUGUAGUCAAUUCUGAAGUACAAUUUGCUGAGUUUUUCUGGUAAAUCAUCCAUAUUCAAAUUUUUGUUGGUAAUUCAUCUUUAGGAAGAAUUAACCCAACACAGCUUUCAUACAGAGGAACUGUGGCUACGGGGCCACUCUCAUCCAUGUGUGAAUCAUCAUCGCCAUUAGGCUUACUCACUUCGGAGUCUCGCUCAUAUUCGAGCAACCUUCGUGCAAGUAUAUAUUGAAAAAAAAUGUGUUUCACCUCAGUAAUGCCUGUGUGAUUAAGAUAGCUAAAUAUUGGUAGUUUGACCUGAAGACAUACCAAAGAACAGGUUAGUUGCACAGGCAUGUAGUUAGGAUGAUGCCCGGCACUCCCUUCCCCACAUCACCAAAUUAUAUCCAAGCAUAGAGCAAUUUAAAAAUUUCUGAAAAAUAAAAAUUACAAAAGCAUUUUUUUACUUGGAUGCAUUGAGAUCAUAUAAAAUAUAAAUUUAACUGAUUAGCAAUGAUUUAACAUAAAACUCGGCAGCUCUUCCCAUAGCAAUAAAAUGCCCGAUGCCCAUACUGGGAAAUGCAGAAAGCAAAAAUUCAUGCUCUUCUAGAAAAGUCAGUGGAAAUAAAGAGGCAUCAGUUAUUUCAAAAUUCUACAGGAAUGACUGCCAUAACUUUGGUGAGAUAUCCGCCAAUUUUCACGAUUGACAAGUACGUUAAGUAUAAAAAUAUUUGUGAAAUAAGGUCAUUUUUCUAGUAUAUGUAUCAAAUGUAUGAGAUAUUUCUGGAAUACUUGUCAAAAUAUUUGUCAUCUUUCUAAUAAAUUGUUUAAAAUUCA